Molecule: messenger RNA, 264 nt
Organism: Sphenostylis stenocarpa
Lineage: Eukaryota; Viridiplantae; Streptophyta; Magnoliopsida; Fabales; Fabaceae
Source: the annotation of a GenBank genome assembly
AUGGCAGGGAUUGCAUAUGGAAUCAGCGUCCUUGCCGUUGGCGCAGGUGAGGCUCCACGGCGAUCAACACAACCUCAAAGUCAAUCUUCUCCCAACACUUCCGACCACAACAACCGUAACCCUACGCCCUCUGAAGAGUUCGCGUAUUUGAAUUCUGCGAAGCAAAAUAUCAAGGGUCUUACCAACCAGACUGGUUAUGUUAAGGGCAAUGCUAAUGGGGCCAUCAACUUUGGGACGCUAAAAACCUUUGCAAGGCAAGCAUAA